This is a messenger RNA of Urocitellus parryii (Arctic ground squirrel), 221 nucleotides long. NCBI's taxonomy places the organism in Eukaryota, Metazoa, Chordata, Mammalia, Rodentia, Sciuridae. The record is from RefSeq and is a predicted model, not a curated record.
GGAAAGCUAAACGGGGUUGCAGUCCUCGGGUCAAACCCCAACACAUCUCCACCCACUUUCUACCAAGAUUCAAGCAGUCUGAGCAGCCGGAACUUUCUUUCACUGUUACUGUUCCUGAAAAGAAAAAGCCACCUACCCCUGUCAAGCCAAAGGUUCCACUCUCUACACCUCGCAAAAGUCCCAAGACAGUGAAAUACAGACUCAAGUUUCGCUUUGGAUAA